Molecule: messenger RNA, 891 nt
Organism: Misgurnus anguillicaudatus (oriental weatherfish)
Lineage: Eukaryota; Metazoa; Chordata; Actinopteri; Cypriniformes; Cobitidae
Gene: h2az2a
Product: H2A.Z variant histone 2a
Cellular component (GO): nucleosome
Molecular function (GO): DNA binding; protein heterodimerization activity; structural constituent of chromatin
Source: RefSeq, a predicted model, not a curated record
GAUCCAACAACGACCAUUCUGAUUGGUUAAUUCUGUCGCUUGGUAUGCCCCGAUCUUUCCCUGCUAAAGGGGGUUUAUUGUUCCUCCGAGUCAAGUGGCGAUAUAGAUUUUAGCUGGACCUCCUUAGAUCUCAUUCAAAAAUAAUACGUUGCUGAAAUGGCAGGAGGUAAGGCAGGUAAGGAUAGCGGCAAGGCUAAGGCAAAAGCAGUGUCUCGCUCCCAAAGGGCUGGACUUCAGUUCCCGGUGGGUCGUAUCCACAGGCACUUGAAGACCCGCACUACAAGCCAUGGUCGUGUGGGUGCGACAGCAGCCGUCUACAGCGCAGCCAUCCUUGAAUAUCUCACAGCUGAAGUUUUGGAGUUGGCAGGAAAUGCCUCAAAAGAUCUAAAGGUGAAGCGUAUCACUCCUCGUCAUUUACAGUUGGCCAUUCGUGGAGACGAGGAGUUGGACUCCCUCAUCAAGGCAACCAUUGCUGGUGGUGGUGUGAUUCCUCACAUCCAUAAGUCUCUGAUCGGUAAGAAGGGUCAGCAGAAGACUGUGUAGUUCCCAUUGGAGUGACUACGGGGACAUGGACUCAAGGACUUGCAUUUGGAAAGCGUGACCAGAUCGGCUUGUGUUCAUCCAUUCAUCCAUUCUCAUUUUUUUUUUUAAGUUAAUAUUAAUGUUAUACUAGCUAACCAUGAGUGAUUUGUUAGUUUUGUGUUAAUGUUAUAUCGCCAAAACUAGAAUGGCAAAUAAAUCCCCUCAACCCAAAUGUCAGGUAUUUUAGAGAGAGACAAGCAGGAAGUGUCUGAAAUUUCCUGCCGUGACUGUGGAGUUGUUUCUUAAAUUGGCCAGAGCUAUGAAGCUGUUUUAUACUGAAAUGGAAAUAAAACAUUUUAUACAAAACAA